AUUGAAGUUUCACUUUUGGCAGGUAAAAAAUGGCGGGGAGCAAAUUCAAUGUGAACAUUCAAGGUGGAAGUGGACAUAUAUUUAUGGGAGAUGGAACGCAAAUUGAUAUAAGAAGUGGAAUUGGAAGAGCUGGAUCCAGGCAGAGACCACAUAUCAACAUCCAACCAAGAGAUCCAGGAUUUGCUGUUCAUCCUAAACCUCAAGAAACAUCAGUCCAUCGCCAGGAAACUACUGGGAACGCAUUACCAGUGACAUACAAAAUACAACAAGGCUUUGCUUUGAUAAUUCACAAUCAUUACUUUCCCAAAAGACAAGAUUGCAAUCGAGAGGGUUCAGAAAAAGAUGUAGAAGCUAUUCAAAAGUUUUGUGAAUAUGCUGGCAUUGAUGUAAACAAGACUAGCAGAUCAACAGAAAACCUUAAGGCUACUGAAAUAGAUAGCCUUUGUGAUGAGAUAGCCCAACGGGAUUUCACUCGUUAUGAUGGAUUUCUUUGCUUCAUAUUAAGCCAUGGUGACGAGGAUGGAAUAUUUGGUGUAGAUGAUAACACUAUCAGUGUUCAAGAUAUGGUUACAAAAUUCAAGAAAUGUCUUACCUUGGUUGGGAAGCCUAAGUUGUUUUUUAUCCAAGCAUGCAGAGGAAGCCAUAAAGAUAGUGGAAUGUUCAUUGACUCUGACAGUCAUCCUGUGAACAAGCCUAAUCCAUUACGAUUGCCAACUGAUUCAGAUAUCCUUAUUGCUCACUCAACUGUCGAAGGUCUUGAGUCGUACAGAUGUCGUAAGACUGGGUCAUGGUUUAUUAUAACCCUAAUGCAACAGCUUGAAAUGCAUGCCCAUCACAUGCAUUUGAUGGAUAUUUUGACACUUGUUAACAAUCUCAUGGCAGGGUUUGAAACAGAUAAUGAUUUGAAACAAAUGUCAUGUCAAAUGACCACACUUACAAAGUUUGUGUAUUUUCAUUACCCUGCACCAAUUCCAAGCCCACCUUGACACAUUUUUAGGUCAUACGGAUUUUUAAGUCAUAGUAUAAGUUAUAGUCUGCAAACUCUUUAAAGAGUAAACUUUAACAUCUAUUGUACUAAAUUUGUUGAAAUGCUUCAUGUGUCUAUAAAUCUCUUAUAUAUCUUUAUUCAGAAAUUUAAAUAAUUAUUAAUGUCAUCAUAAGUAAUUGGGUCAUUAAUGUAAAAAGCACAUAUUAGACAGUAGACAUAUCUGCAUGGACUUGACUUCUUAAUAAUCAUUAAUCCACAAUUUAAUCAGGUUUGCUUCUCUUUGUUUGGCCUAAAAAUAGCAACUGGAAGAGUAUGCAAAUUAAAGGCUUACAGCUGUAAAUAUAUUAUACUGAAUAUGUAAUAUCUGUGAUUAUUAUUAAAAUAUAU
Molecule: messenger RNA, 1375 nt
Organism: Dendronephthya gigantea
Lineage: Eukaryota; Metazoa; Cnidaria; Anthozoa; Malacalcyonacea; Nephtheidae
Product: caspase-3-like
Exons: 4
Coding region: 30-986 (318 amino acids)
Biological process (GO): proteolysis
Molecular function (GO): cysteine-type endopeptidase activity
Source: RefSeq, a predicted model, not a curated record